Molecule: messenger RNA, 2113 nt
Organism: Pyrgilauda ruficollis (rufous-necked snowfinch)
Lineage: Eukaryota; Metazoa; Chordata; Aves; Passeriformes; Passeridae
Gene: AGA
Product: aspartylglucosaminidase
Exons: 9
Coding region: 25-1083 (352 amino acids)
Biological process (GO): protein deglycosylation
Cellular component (GO): lysosome
Molecular function (GO): N4-(beta-N-acetylglucosaminyl)-L-asparaginase activity
Source: RefSeq, a predicted model, not a curated record
CACAGCGGGGCCGGGCCGGGCGUGAUGGCGGCGGGACGCGGCGGGCACUGGCAGGGAGUGACGGUCGCGCUCCUCUUCCUCGGUGUGCUGACGCCGGCGGGCGCCGCCUCAGCUGCCGCUCUGCCUGUAGUCAUCAACACCUGGGCGUUUAGGACGGCCGCAGAGACAGCUUGGAGAGUAUUGGAGUCGGGAGGUUCAGAGCUGGAUGCAGUCGAGAGAGGCUGUGGUCAAUGUGAGAUCGAUCAGUGCGAUGGGAGCGUGGGAUACGGUGGAAGCCCAGAUGAAAGUGGAGAAACAACUCUGGAUGCAAUGAUUAUGGAUGGCAACACUAUGGAAGUUGGGGCUGUUGCGGAUCUCAGGCGUGUGAAAAAUGCGAUUGGUGUAGCACGAAAGGUCAUUGAAUACACUAAGCAUACAUUACUAGUGGGAGAGUCAGCCUCCCUGUUUGCUGUCAGAAUGGGGUUUCCAUAUGAAGAUUUAACUACCCAGAAAUCCCUUUCACUGUAUUCAGAGUGGCUUAAUCAAAGCUGUCAGCCAAACUACUGGAAGAAUGUGGUGCCAGACUCUUCAAAAUCCUGUGGACCGUAUAAACGGCGUGAAGAAGUAACUCAUAAAGAAGAACAGACCAGCUCACAAAGAAGUGUUCAUAACCAUGAUACUAUUGGUAUGGUUGUAAUUGGUGUGAGUGGAGCCGUUGCUUCUGGGACAUCUACUAAUGGUGCAAUCCACAAACUUCCAGGCCGUGUGGGAGAUUCUCCAAUAGCUGGAGCGGGAUCCUAUGCGGAUAGUACAGCCGGAGGAGCUGCAGCCACUGGGGAUGGUGACAUCAUGAUGCGCUUCUUACCCAGUUACCAAGCUGUGGAAUAUAUGAGGAUGGGAACAGACCCAACAGUAGCCUGUCAGAAAGUUAUUUCCAGAAUCCGGAAGUAUGCUCCAAAGUUCUUUGGUGCUAUCAUUUGUGCCAAUACAACUGGAAGUUAUGGUGCUGCAUGUAAUAAAAUUCCAGGAUUCACUCAGUUUCACUUCAUGGUUUCAAACCCUUUGCUAAGUCGACCAACUGAGCAAGUAGUAGACUGCAUUUAAUUUCUUUUAUCCUGUUAGCAUCUCAACUUAAAAGAGGACAGUGCUAAGUUCCACCAGCUAUUACUUCUUGAAAUGGUUGUUUCUAGCAUUUAAUGGCUAUUGUGGCCUGCUUGUUUUCCUAAGAAGUGAGUACCCAGAAGUGAUGAAUACUAACCAUUGAACAGGCCCUUUGUCUUGCCAUUUAAAUAUAUAUUUGUCAGACAUUUGGAAUAACAGGCUGGAAGUGGAGCUAUGACUCUACACAUAAAACUUAUAUUGAGAAUAUUUAAUUGUCUUUCUAAGAUUUAGUCCAGGUUUUCUUUUAUCUUGAAAAGGAAAUUGCAUGAAAAUGCUGACACGCAAGGAAAGAGGCUUGAGGAGUAGUGGAGACUAUUUCAAAGCUUUAAUGAAGAGAUAAGAAGUCCUUAUGGACCAUUCUAAGUUGUUCCACAACAGCUGAGAAAGCAUCCCUGGUAGUACAAACCUUCAAGGAAUUUUGGUUGACUGACUGGAUGUGAAGACAAUUGGAAAUCAUCCUGUUACCUGUUUUUUGUAGUGGAAGUUAAGUUAGGAACCAUAAUGACAGUGAUUUCUUUGUCAGUAAUAUGCUGUGCACUCACCCUGUCCUACAGCACAUGAACCUCUACCAAGGAGCAGUUGAAUGCCUAGAGUGUGACAGUUACCUGUAGCUUUGGGUUUUGUCACUUUCUGUGUCUAGAUACACCAGGAUUCAUUUGUAAUAGGACUUUAGCAUCAUGAGGAUUAUUCCACAGGUAUUUGAAGAUCUCUUUGAUCAUUGUCUUCAAUUAAAUUGGUGGCUUGCUGAUUGAAUCUCUACUAAACUUGAGCUAGAGAAUGGCAAAAGAGGAGACAAGUAAGAAGAGUGUGUCUUGUCACUUUAAUUAUUCUGUCUACUUAAAAUCAUUGGGUAAUAAAAUCACACAUUAAUGUAUUAAUAAAAUCGUUUAGAUGCUUGUGUACUGUGUCUUAAAUUAAUUGUUGCUUUAUGUUUCAAGGUGGUAUCUUUAAAAGCUGGAAAUAAACCAUUCAA